This is a messenger RNA of Stegastes partitus (bicolor damselfish), 2321 nucleotides long. It is a transcript of the gene galnt9, whose product is annotated as polypeptide N-acetylgalactosaminyltransferase 9. The record is from RefSeq and is a predicted model, not a curated record. Lineage: Eukaryota; Metazoa; Chordata; Actinopteri; Pomacentridae. Bases 1 to 1446 code for a protein of 481 amino acids. Gene Ontology annotation, biological process: protein O-linked glycosylation. Gene Ontology annotation, cellular component: Golgi apparatus. The transcript is spliced from 10 exons. Gene Ontology annotation, molecular function: polypeptide N-acetylgalactosaminyltransferase activity.
AUGGAGUCCACAUAUGAGAGCACGAGAAGGAGGCAGAGAUGCCACGGUGCUUGGUGUAAGCAGUUGACGUACCCAGAGGACCUUCCUCAGAUCUCAGUGGUUUUCAUCUUCGUGAACGAAGCACUGUCAGUGAUCCUGCGCUCGGUCCACAGCGUGGUCAACCACACACCGGCUCACCUGCUCAAGGAGAUCAUCCUGGUGGAUGACAACAGUGACAGUGUGGAGCUGAAGUUCAACCUGGAUCAGUAUGUGAACAAACGCUACCCGGGCCUGGUGAAGAUUGUGAGGAACAGCAAGCGGGAAGGCCUGAUCCGAGCAAGAAUACACGGCUGGAACGCAGCCACGGCUCCUGUCGUCGGCUUCUUUGAUGCUCACGUCGAGUUCAACACUGGCUGGGCUGAACCCAUUCUAACCCGGAUGAAGGAGGAUCACACCCGCAUUAUCCUGCCCGCCAUAGACAACAUCAAGUACAACACGUUUGAGGUGCAGCAGUACGCUAAUGCCGCCCAUGGCUACAACUGGGGUCUAUGGUGUAUGUACAUCAUCCCUCCGCAGGAGUGGCUGGACAAGGGCGAUGAGACAGCCCCUAUCAGAACUCCAGCUAUGAUCGGCUGCUCCUUUGUGGUGGACCGGGAAUACUUUGGUGACAUCGGCCUGCUGGAUCCUGGCAUGGAGGUCUACGGAGGCGAGAACAUCGAGCUGGGCAUGCGGGUGUGGCAGUGCGGAGGGAGCAUGGAAGUCCUGCCGUGUGCCAGAGUGGCCCACAUUGAGCGCACCAAGAAACCCUACAACAAUGACAUAGAUUACUAUGCUAAGCGCAAUGCCCUGCGGGCCGCUGAGGUGUGGAUGGAUGAAUACAAAUCCCACGUCUACAUGGCCUGGAACAUUCCCAUGAACAACCCUGGGGUUGAUUUCGGGGAUGUCUCGGAGCGCCUGGCCUUAAGAAAAAGGCUGCAAUGUCGGAGUUUCCGCUGGUACCUUGAACACGUCUACCCGGAGAUGCGGAUCUAUAACAACACCAUCACAUAUGGCGAGGUGAGAAACAGCAAGGCCAGUGGCUAUUGUCUGGACCAGGGCUCGGAGGACGAUGACAAAGCCAUCCUGUACCCCUGCCACGGCAUGUCCUCCCAGCUCGCCCGCUACUCCACGGAGGGGCUUCUCCAGCUUGGACCCCUGGGGUCGACCACCUUCCUGCCUGACACAAAAUGCCUCAUUGAUGAUGGCAGAGGACGUACUCCCAGCCUGAAAAAAUGCGAUGCUGUCUCGAGGAUUUCCCAGAGACUGUGGGACUUUACACAGAAUGGUCCAAUCAUCAGCAGGGACACUGGUCGAUGCUUGGAGGUAGAAAUGUCCAAAGACGCCAACUUUGGCCUUCGUCUGGUGGUCCAGAGGUGCUCUGGUCAGAAGUGGAUGAUACGAAACUGGAUUAAGCAUCCCAGGCACUGAAGCCAGCAGACAAUCCGAGACAUUUUGGGCAAUGGUUGAAGACGCAGUUGGAUCUCUAACUGUGGACAGUUCAAAAAGGAGCAGGGACCGGUGGUGCUAGUGUGUGCUAUUUCACACUACAGACUGCACAGCACACUGAGCUUCCCUCAGGCCACAGAGCUUUCCAACACUGAGUCUUAAAGAAGAAUAUGAUCAAUUCAUGUGUCCCACUGAGCUGCGCGUUCACACCAGACCUUACGGCAAGCUGCACUGUUUGAAAUGGCCCACAUUUCUGACAUUCAGCUACAUGUAUAGAACAAGUCACCUGGGUGCAGCGUCUCAAGGUGGUCUGACAUGUCAGUAAUUAUUUUGUUUCUACUGUAAAACUGUCAGAUGUUUGGGGAUGACAAAGGCCGUGGGUGCGUGUGUUUUUUUGAUUUUUUUUUUUUUUUUUCUGACUGCAUCUGAGCAAAUCAGAAGAUGUAAUUGCCAUCAAUUACCACAUUAAAGUGAUUAUUUUGGGCUGCGAUUUGGAAAAUUGCUUUGGACAUAUUGUGCUGCCCUGACAAGACAUGUAAUAGGCUUCAAACAGGCUACCCAUCAUCAGGUCGGGAAACACUUCACCUGCACUCACACAAACCACUACAGUUCUUUGUUUCUUUGGACCGUAUUGCUCACUGUGGACAGGAGCAAUCAUGUGCCUUUUUUUCCUCAUUUUUCUGCUUCAUCUGACCAGGGAAUGUCAGUCCCACAAGCAUGUACAAAAUUAUUUGAAAGUUAUUAAUAUAUAAAACAAUGUAUAAAACAGUCUAAUGAUAGUAAUAUAUUGUAAAAAGUGAAAAAUUGAUAUCCGUCCUCUGAUAACAAUUAGGAUAAUAAAAUCAUUUUUAUGAUGA